This is a messenger RNA of Psylliodes chrysocephalus, 900 nucleotides long. NCBI's taxonomy places the organism in Eukaryota, Metazoa, Arthropoda, Insecta, Coleoptera, Chrysomelidae. The record is from the annotation of a GenBank genome assembly.
AUGGGCACAUACAAUGAUACCAUGGAGACUUCCAUCAUAUAUGCUACCUUCUUUACCGAGCUAGCAGAUAAAAGAACAAAUUCCUGGUUCUUGAUGGAAGAUCCAUUUCCCACUUGUAUCAUAUUAGCUUUUUGGAUGUAUUUUGUUCUUAUAUUUGGGCCUACAUGGAUGAAAGACAAACAACCAUUUAAUCUAAGAACUAUUCUAAUUAUUUAUAAUUUUUUACAAAUAAUAGCUAGUGUAUACGUAUUUGUUAGAGGAGGACAAUUAUGCUGGUUUGCAAAUUGUAGCUGGAAAUGUGAACCGGUAGAUUUUUCUACGAACCACACUGCUUUAGAGGUCGCCGGCUUAUUUCACUUCUACUAUCUUGUUAAAAUUACCGAACUCUUGGAUACCAUCUUUUUUGUACUCCGAAAAAAGAACCGUCAAAUAAAUUUCCUGCAUGUAUACCAUCACACCGUCAUGCCAGUUGUGGCGUGGUUCGGUACUAAAUAUUUACCUGGAGGUCAUGGCGCUUUCAUAGGAUUUUUGAACUCAUUUAUUCACAUUAUUAUGUAUUCUUAUUACAUUUUGGCUGCACUUGGUCCGAGUAUUCAAAAGUAUUUAUGGUGGAAGAAACACAUAACUACUAUGCAAUUACUCCAAUUUUGUUGUAUUUUUAUCCACAACAGUCAGUUAUUGUUCCAUGAUUGUGGUUAUCCAUACUGGGUAUUUUUCGUUACAGCUCCAAAUGCUAUCUUCUUCUACCAGUUGUUCACCCAGUUUUACAAGGAUGCUUAUUUGAAAAAUAGAUACAAAGUGCUUAAAAAGGAAGCAAAUUAUGAUUAUAAUGAAGAUACUACUGAUGAUGAAAUUAGUAAUGAAAAUGGCAAAAUUGUAUUGAAAGAUAAAAUAAAUUAA